This is a messenger RNA of Nycticebus coucang (slow loris), 5038 nucleotides long. It is a transcript of the gene FRMD6, whose product is annotated as FERM domain containing 6. Lineage: Eukaryota; Metazoa; Chordata; Mammalia; Primates; Lorisidae. The record is from RefSeq and is a predicted model, not a curated record. The coding region runs from base 540 to 2408 and encodes 622 amino acids. Gene Ontology annotation, biological process: positive regulation of hippo signaling. Gene Ontology annotation, cellular component: cytoplasmic side of apical plasma membrane; cytoskeleton. The transcript has 14 exons.
GGGACGGGGUUUCGGGAGGGCUGCGGGCAGUCGUGCGUCCUGGAGGAGGCAGUGCCCCUUCUCCGCCGUUCUUCUCCGGCGUCUCGUUCCCCUGCUCUGGGCGUCGGGCACCGGCCGGGGAGGUGGCCCCUCCGCGAGUCGGAGCUCGCCCACGCCGGGGCGGGAGGACGAGGCCCCGGGGCAGCCGAACCGGGCAGCUGGGGAGGCGCAGAGCUCCGGGACCGCCUCCAGGGCGAGGGCGGGAGGCCGGUCCGGGCUCGGGAGCCGCGCUGGCUGUCGGAUCGCGGGACUCCUCGGGGCGCAGGGGUCCCCCGGCUCCCGGUUUUGUGUGGCUGCGACCCGGUUGUCAGGGCCGGCACCAGAGCCCGGCGUCCCUGGGGGCUGCGCCGGCUGCCUGCUAUGAAACCUGCGUGGUGGAACCCCAGGAUGCUUUCCCUGCAGGGCGCGUGGUGAGUGGGAGGUUUGGCUCUGGAGUGCCGGCAACCUGAGGACUCGCCGAGAACGGAGCCCAGCCCUGACUACAGAGAGCCCAGCGCACGAUGAACAGACUGAGCUUCCAUAACAACAGAGUCAUGCAGGACCGUCGCAGUGUGUGCAUCUUCCUCCCCGACGACAAGUCUCUGAACAUCAUCAUAAACGUUAAAAUUCUUUGUCACCAGUUGCUGGUCCAAGUUUGUGAUCUGCUUAGGCUAAAGGACUGUCACCUCUUUGGACUCAGCGUUAUACAAAAUAAUGAACAUGUGUAUAUGGAGUUGUCGCAAAAGCUUUAUAAGUAUUGUCCAAAAGAGUGGAAGAAAGAGGCCAGCAAGGUACGGCAAUACGAAGUCACUUGGGGGAUUGAUCAGUUUGGGCCUCCCAUGAUCAUUCACUUCCGCGUGCAGUACUACGUGGAGAACGGCAGGCUGAUCAGUGACAGAGCAGCAAGAUACUAUUAUUACUGGCACCUGAGGAAACAAGUGCUCCAUUCUCAGUGUGUGCUCCGGGAGGAGGCCUACUUCCUGCUGGCAGCCUUCGCCCUGCAGGCUGAUCUUGGGAACUUCAAAAGGGACAAGCACCGUGGGAAGUACUUUGAGCCCGAGGCUUACUUCCCAGCUUGGGUCGUGUCCAGGAGGGGGAAGGACUACAUCCUGAAGCACAUCCCCAACAUGCACAAGGAUCAGUUUGCACUGACGGCCUCCGAGGCGCAUCUCAAGUACAUCAAGGAGGCCGUGCGCCUGGACGACGUCGCUGUGCACCACUACAGAUUGUAUAAGGAUAAAAGGGAAAUUGAAGCUUCGCUCACCCUUGGGUUGACCAUGAGAGGAAUACAGAUUUUUCAGAAUUUAGAUGAAGAGAAGCAAUUACUUUAUGAUUUCCCCUGGACAAAUGUUGGAAAGUUGGUGUUUGUGGGUAAGAAAUUUGAGAUUUUGCCGGAUGGCUUGCCCUCUGCCAGGAAGCUCAUAUACUACACAGGGUGCCCCUCGCGCUCCAGACACCUCCUGCAGCUCCUGAGCAACAGCCACCGUCUCUAUAUGAACCUGCAGCCCGUCCUGCGCCACAUCCGGAAGCUGGAGGAGAGCGAAGAAAAGAAGCAGUACCGGGAAUCUUACAUCAGCGACAACCUCGACCUGGACAUGGACCCCCUGGAGAAGCGGGCACGGGCCAGCGGCAGCAGUGCGGGCAGCGUGCAGCACAAGCGCCUGUCGCGCCACUCCACCGCCAGCCACAGCAGCUCCCACACCUCGGGCAUCGAGGCCGACCCCAAGCCCCGGGACGCGGGGCCGGAGGACGGCUACUCUGGCAGCGCCGUGCACCGCAAGCUGAGGACCUGCAGCUCCAUGACCAGCCACGGCAGCUCCCACACCUCGGGGGUGGAGAGCGGCGGCAAGGACCGGCUGGAGGAGGACUCCCAGGACGACGAAAUAGAGAUGCUGGUGGAUGAUCCCCGGGACCUGGAGCAGAUGACUGAGGAGUCCCUGGAGGUCAGCCCGGACCUGUGCGUCUGCAUCACGGAGGACAUGCUCCUGUCGCGGACGCUGAACGGACACUCCGGGUUGAUUGUAAAAGAAGUUGGUUCUUCCACCUCCAGCUCGUCAGAAACAGUUGUCAGACUGCGCGGGCAGAGCACUGACUCUCUCCCACAGACUAUCUGUCGGAAACCAAAGACCUCCACGGACCGACACAGCUUGAGCCUGGAUGACAUCAGACUUUACCAGAAAGAUUUCCUGCGCCUGGCAGGUCUGUGUCAGGACACCGCUCAGAGCUACACCUUCGGAUGCGGCCAUGAACUGGAGGAGGAAGGCCUCUAUUGCAACAGCUGCUUGGCUCAGCAGUGUGUCAACAUGCAAGUUGCCUUUCCAGUCAAAAGAACCAGCAAGUACUUUUCUCUGGAUCUCACUCACGAUGAAGUUCCAGAGUUCGUCGUAUGAAGUCCGUCUGCGUGCAGCCGUGUGGGAGCCACUGCUUGCUUCGGGGUGUGAAGGUUGUGGGCUCCUUCCAUACUAUUUGCGCCAUGUUGUCUUCACCCCAAACAUAGCUCUUUCUUUAUAAUACUUGUGGAAACAAAAGCCUUGAGACAAGUGCACUUUAAGUAUUACACAGAAGACAUUUAUAGAAAAUGUACAGCAAAACAAGUGCCCAGAAUUUCAUUAAUGUUUUGGAAAGAGAUGUGCUUUACUGAUCACCAAGCCUGCAGAAAACUAGACGGGUUGUGUUUGCUCAUUUGUUUUUUUUUAGGUCAGUUAAACGUAAUAUCACACUUUUAUCACCUGAAAGAUGCUGUUAGGUUCAUUUGUUUGCUCGUAAAUUUUCACUACUCCCUCAUAAAAUGUUCGUGGUUUGAGGGAGGGAAGAGGGAAGAUUCUCUCUGCUGUUAACGGAGAGGCCAUUGCCACCGGGAGGCUGUCCCAGAGUGAACACUGAUGACAUGGGCAAAGUCCGUGGUUCCAGCGCCAAAGCUGCAUGUGUGACAGGGCAGCUGCUUGGAGGUCCCUGAUGACCAGAAGGCUGCGGCUGCGACGCCUGUGACUCCUCCGUGUCUCAUGCUCCUCCUCCACCUUCCAGAAAGCUCCACGGCUCAGCCGAGUUUCUCUUCCACUGACACAUCAGUUGUGUUCGUGUCAUGAUGCAUUUUGUGGAGUUUACAAAAGCUGUUUCUGUUAAAACUAUGGAAAUAUCUUAGAAUAUGUUUGUGCUUGGUGGUGUUUUGUUUGUUCAGGUUUUUUUUAAAUAAUCAAGAACAAAUUAUAGUAAUGUUAGUUUCUGCUUAACCAAAAUAUCCUAACUAUAUGCAGAUGUUAUACAUAUAUAAAUACAUGGGCUGUGUGUGUUUAUAUGUGUGUAAAGCCUACGAAGUCUUCAUUAUGGCUUCCGUGACUGUCUUGUAGACACAGAAUUUCUCGUUUAAUACGGAGGGUGUGUUACCAAAUGAUCUCUGCAGACAAUCAAUUGCUGUAUGUAAAGAAUGACUGUUUCCUUGUGUGCCUUUGGCCAUGAUUCUCAACCCUGAUUGUAUAACAGAAUUUGGGGGACCUUUUAAAAAAAUAAUGUCUGAGUCCUCCUCCCAGACCAAUUAAAAUGAGUCUCUUGUGGUGGGAGCCGAGGAGAACUGCCUUUGCCUCUGAAGUUCUCCAGGUGGGGCCGAUGUGCAACAGGGUUGAAAAUGACCGAUCCGGAGGGUGUGUUUCUGUUAAUUUUGAAGUAAAAGCAUGCAGAACAUGUGGUGAGAAAGGGCCGUUUUUAAGACAGUUACUUGCUAUGCUGCUGUUGAGACGUGUGUGUAAAGCCAGUGAGCUUGUCAGCCUUUCAAUGUAAAAACAUUGCCGCACUUCAGGAGAAAACUUCACAGCACAAUGUCUUUCUAUGAGAUGUUUUUUAAUGAUUUAGUAUUUUACAACAUUUGUUUACCAUAUUUUGAUAUGCCAUUUUUUCUAUCUGCCAGGUUUUAUUAAAAAUAUAUAUUAUUUUCUAAAGAAACAGUCAUAUUUUUGUACAAAAUUAUUAUGUUUUCAGAUAACCAAGAAAUAGAGUUAGGGUAUAGCAGAACGCAAGCAGUGUUAGCUGAGGAUGGGAGUCAGUAUUAUAGGACUGGGGGGAGCGUGCGCCCGCUGCCCUCCUGUGCUGGGGCGCAGGCCUGUGUGCAGCACGCCUCGCCCAGCUACUUUCUCCUCACACUUUACAGAGGAAAAAAAACAUUGUGUAUAGUUGUACAGUCAUGAAAUUAUUUUGCUUUUAUCAAAUGCUUUAAUAGAACCAAAGUUUCAGAUGUUGGAAUGUAUAAAAGUAUCUCAGUCUCUGUGUAAAAGGAUAAAAGGCAGAGAGGAUCAUUUAGUGGCUGUUUCUCUUGUAAGUCAUUAAAUAAUCCACCAUUUCUUACAGAUGAUGCUGAGACAAGUCUUGGGGAAUUCUGUGCUCUAAUGAGCCCGGAUCACAAUGCAGUGCUUUCCUUCAGCUCUUAGAGUUUCUUCCAAACAUAAAAGAAAAGGCAUAUUUAAGAAAGAAACAUAAAAAACAUAUUUAAUUACUACGAACAGAUAGAGCUUCGUGUUUUCUCUCUACGUGGCCGGUCUUAGGGUUUCGCCAGCUUCGUUGGCGGCUUUGCACACCCUCUUUCUAAUUGGAAUAGUCUUGUGGGUUUUCAAAAAUGAAAUAUGUUAAGGAACAUUGCUUUUCGAUCCACUGUGUCCAGCAGAAUUAUAUAUAUACAUAUAUAUGUAAGUGAAAAUCCACUUUGAAUAAUCUGCAUUUUGUAUUUCAAAAUUGUUUUUAAAAUAAAGAAAGAGAAAAGUCCAAAGCUGUUAUUUCCUCUGCAUUUCUCGCAUGCCCGCUGCUGUCCAGCGCACCAGUCUGGCAGACGCUGCUCUCUGCACCCACAUUGUACUUGCGACAGUGAGCUUUCCAUCUCCCAAGACUGUAAAUAAUCCUUUCUGUGAAAGGAUCGUCAUGUCAGGGUGAUACCAAAAGUGUGUAAAAAAAACAAAAAAAACUGAUUUUGUAAUUAUUUCUUAUAGAUGUUUCAUAGUAAGAUUAGCUGUCAAUAAAGUUACUUUUGUUGCCUUCC